AUGACAUAAUUUCACUGAAUCCAACAAACAGCAGAGGGCACGAAUACCAUACCAUCUAAAAUAUCGGUAUAAUCAAGUCCAAUGUAGCAGGGAUCGAACCUACCGCCGUCUCUUGUUUUAAUUGCUUAGGUAGACUAUACAAAGUCGUCUGCAUGCGCAUGCUGGUCUCACCUAUUGCAGCCUGCAAGCAGGGACAUUACAUGGAACUCUUGGGAUCCAAAUCAAGUUCGGGUUACGCCUUUAAUUACACGGGGAAAGUGUACGAAUUCGAUAAUAAUACAAUCAUGAAUUGCUACAGAGAACAGAUGAAAUCGGAAAGUAUGCUGUCCGUUCUUAAAGAAAUAAAAAAGAUAUAUGUCAAGCCAGGUGCAGCAUACAGGAACAUAUCUUCCGUUCAUUACCAUGAUUAUUACAAUUACAAUGUGAGCUGUAAUAGUAGUACUCACUGGCUGCAUAUUAAUGAUAAAAAUGAGAUAUUACAAGUAUCAAAGAUGCCAGAAAACAAAACUGAUGUACAAUUCACGUUACAUUUAAACAAGACACAUUACAACUCAAAAUUAUACUGUAUUCAAUUUAAAUGUUCUUCACCGCAACAAAUAAUGGUACAGAGUUGCAUAAGAAAUGUUACGGCCGUAACUAAUUUUAAAGAAGAUAGUAAUAAUUUAAUUUCAAACACAAUUAAUCAUAAAUUACAAAUAAACAAUCUAAUUUCAGACGGUAAAAAUAAUAUUGAAGAUAAUGAAGAAAGCAACAUUGUAAUACCCGUGAUAUCUACAGCAAUUGUAUUAUUACUAUUAUUAAUAAUAUUGUUUUUGUAUUGGAAGUCUAAAUCGCAAUCAGGGAGGAAUGAUUCAAACCAAGAAAACCUUUACGCGACUCCUAACGUACUGUAUGCUGAUUUACAAGAAAUGAAUGCAUCAACGAAUACCCAACUUAAAAAAGAUGACUCGCCCUAUUCAGAAAUUAUUGGCAUUUUGGAACCUAAACGCAAAGAAGAAGUUCACUACGAAGAAAUACAAAUGAAUAGUCAAAAUAGCAAAAAAAGAAAAGGUUGUAUAUUCAGAAGUAUCUAACAAAGGAUGCUAGCAUUCCAUUGUUAUUAAUAUUCAUUGCUCUGCAGGCUACACUGGUUACGCAGUCCACGCUGCUAGAUUUCUUUAUUCACAUCCCUGAAGUUUAGCUGUAUCAAUUUUCAAAAACAAAUUAGAGAUCUAUUGUUACUAUGAGCGUGUAUUGUUUACUCAAUUACUUUAUUUGUUGUUAUAAAAAAAUGGUAUAUUACGCUAUAUAAACUAGCCCUAGUGUAUGCAGUCAAACAUAUACAUUAUUCGUGUGAUUUUAGUGUAGUGUAAGUGUAACCAUUUUAAGGAAUUUUAAUUUCUCUGAAAAAAGAGUAAAAGUUUCCCUCUCCCGUACUCGUAGAAACGGACCUGUAAUUUUUUAAUUAUCCUUAGUCAUUUUUUAUUUACGUGAACUGCUCACGUAUAAUUAUUUGGUUAAUUGUCAACAAAUACUAAAUCUAUAAUGAUUUUGUUUUUUUACGUAAGUUAUUUUUAAGAAUUAUUUAUAUUAUAAAUUGGCCUACUGCCGAAUAAAGUAACAAGAAAUAUAUUUAUAAAAAUAUUUAUAAGGGACUGUAGAAUUCAUAUAAUAUAAUUAUAAAAUAUUAUUAUGUAAUAAAGAUAAUUAUAAGAAUAUUCACAAGGGACUGUAGAGUUCACAAAUACAAUUUAUAUAGAAACAGAGAUAAAAACAAUUUGUAUGUAAAUCUAAUUUACUACAAUUUCAUUGUAUGCUAGUAAUAAGUAAAAUUUAAUCAUUAGGCUAAACACAAA
Molecule: messenger RNA, 1835 nt
Organism: Achroia grisella
Lineage: Eukaryota; Metazoa; Arthropoda; Insecta; Lepidoptera; Pyralidae
Exons: 7
Coding region: 153-1073 (306 amino acids)
Source: RefSeq, a predicted model, not a curated record